This is a messenger RNA of Gastrolobium bilobum, 786 nucleotides long. RefSeq names its product secreted RxLR effector protein 161-like. The transcript has a single exon. The record is from RefSeq and is a predicted model, not a curated record. Bases 1 to 786 code for a protein of 261 amino acids. NCBI's taxonomy places the organism in Eukaryota, Viridiplantae, Streptophyta, Magnoliopsida, Fabales, Fabaceae.
AUGAGUAAAUGCUCACCUGAGGUUGUUCCUGUACAGAAAGGUGAUAAAUUUAAUCUCAUGCAAAGUCCAAAGAAUGAUGUUGAAUGGAAAGAGAUGGAAUCAAUUCCAUAUGUCUCUGUUGUGGGCAGCUUAAUGUAUGCUCAAACAUGUACUCGGCCGGAUAUCAGUUUUGCGGUUGGGAUGUUGGGAAGAUAUCAAAGUAAUCCAGGAAUGGAACAUCGGAAAGCUGCAAAGAAAGUUUUAAGAUACCUUCAAGGCACGAAGGAUCACAUGCUCAUAUACAAAAGGUCCAAUGAAUUAGAAGUAAUUGGAUAUACUGAUUCAGAUUUUAGUGGAUGUCUUGAUAGUAGAAAGUCAACCUUUGGCUACUUGUUUAUGUUUGCUCAAGGAGCCAUAUCAUGGAAAAGUGCGAAACAGACUAUCAUGGCUUCAUCCACUAUGGAGGCAGAAUUUGUGGCAUGUUUUGAAGCCACAACUCAUGCAUUAUGGCUUCUGAACUUUAUUUCAGAGCUUGUGGUUGUCGACACCAUUAGCAGGCCGCUGGAAAUUUACUGUGAUAAUUCUGCAGCAGUAUUCUUCUCUAAGAACGAAAGAUACUCUAAAGGUGCCAAACGUAUAGAGUUAAAGUUUUUUUCCGUUAAAGAGGAGGUUCAGAAACAAAGAGUGUCAAUUAUACACAUCAGAACUGAACACAUGAUGACAGACCCCUUGACGAAAGGGUUACAACCAAAGCUAUUUAAAGAACAUGUUGAAAGUAUAGGCCCUGGUUGUAUUAAAGAUUAUUGA